Molecule: messenger RNA, 1221 nt
Organism: Diabrotica virgifera virgifera (western corn rootworm)
Lineage: Eukaryota; Metazoa; Arthropoda; Insecta; Coleoptera; Chrysomelidae
Product: retinal homeobox protein Rax-like
Exons: 6
Coding region: 166-1023 (285 amino acids)
Biological process (GO): regulation of transcription by RNA polymerase II
Molecular function (GO): RNA polymerase II transcription regulatory region sequence-specific DNA binding; DNA-binding transcription factor activity, RNA polymerase II-specific
Source: RefSeq, a predicted model, not a curated record
AAAAUCAUAUUGAAGACGAAUCUAGUCAAAUAAUCAAAUAAUAUUAAAUGUGUUUAUGCGUUAAUGAUAUAAUAUAGUUUUUAAAAAUAGUUAUUGUGUAAUUGUUUAUUGUUAUUUGUUGUGACACGUGCUAUUUAUUGAGUUUUUUAAGUUAAAAAAGAGGAUAUGGAUUCGAAUGUUAAUAAGACUAAUAAUAUACAGGACGAAAUAAAUGAAACAAUGAGCUCUUUAGCAGAUGAUAGUACAUAUGCUAUAAAUGGUUUAUUAAGUACAUUCGCAAGUAUGCAAAGUGAAGAAGAUGAUCAAGACAAAUACGAUUAUGCUGACUCCCUUCAACACUAUAACUCGAACGAGGAUGAUCUAGGAAAUGCCGGUGUACCCUGUUCGAAGCGAAAACAACGAAGAUAUAGAACUACUUUUACCAACUACCAAUUAGAAGAACUAGAGAGAGCAUUUCAUAAGACUCAUUAUCCAGAUGUAUUUUUUCGGGAAGAGUUAGCAUUAAGAAUAGAUCUAACCGAAGCUAGAGUGCAAGUAUGGUUUCAGAAUAGAAGGGCUAAAUGGAGAAAACAGGAAAAGACUUUGAACAAAACGGCUCAUAUGCAAAAUCAAAAUGUCACUAUUCCCAUCAACGUACCAGCUUGUUCAACACCACUUGAAAGUCCUCUUCUCAACUUUACAAACAACGAACAAAACACUUCCAACGUAUUUUUAGGCCUUGAAUGGCCACUAACGUUUUCUAAUUCUUUAGGGUUAUCUUCUAAUAUGGAUCAACCUACAACGAGUGACCAAAACUGUUCCAUGGAGAAUCAACUUAACGAAACUAUGCUAAUAGCAGACCGUAUAACGAAUUCCAUACAAUCCAAUAUAAUGGAGGAAACUAUUCUGUUAGGGGAAGAUAUGGAAGACAGAAUUGAAGCGAAUCUAACACUUAUAUCUUCUACUGAUAACGAUAUUUCUAUUGAUCCUGAGUUACUGACAUUAAAACCAACCCGAAAUCAGCUAGAACAGGAUGAGCAAUGAAUAUAAUAAUUACUAUAUCUAUUUAUUUGUUAUCUUUUAUAAUAAUUACAAAUAUAAACGAGUAUUACCUUAUUAAAUAUUUUAUUUUAAACCUUAGUUAUUAUAUUUAUACGUUCAUCGUUUGAAAAAAUGUUCCAGAUAAUUAAUAAUACUUCCAAUGCUUCUACUAACCUGUAAAACGGCAUUCAUUCUUCUAGA